Messenger RNA from Poecilia reticulata (guppy), 395 nucleotides. Lineage: Eukaryota; Metazoa; Chordata; Actinopteri; Cyprinodontiformes; Poeciliidae. The record is from RefSeq and is a predicted model, not a curated record.
AGGACAUGGAUCACAACUACUACACAUCAAAAACUUACGGACCGUCAGAUCCUAUGAGCAAAGACUUGUGGGUAAAUAUUGACCAGAUGGAAAAGGACAAAGUGAAGAUCCAUGGGAUUCUGUCUAACACACACAGACAGGCGGCGAGAGUUAAUCUGUCCUUCGAUUUCCCGUUUUAUGGACAUCUCCUGCGUGAAAUCACUGUAGCAACUGGUGGUUUUAUUUAUACCGGAGACGUUGUCCAUCGGAUGCUCACAGCGACACAGUACAUCGCUCCUCUGAUGGCCAACUUUGACCCAAGUGUCUCCAGAAACUCUACUGUUAUCUAUUUUGACAAUGGUAAGUGUUUUGUUUUUUUGUUUAAUCUUUUUUUAUAAUGAUCCCAAUGAGUUUUC